GUUUGUCUCAAGUCAAUUGACCGCGUCUGACGACAGUCCUUGAUUUUCGACAUGCUCCCUCCAUGCUUACUGUGGAUGCCAGGACACAGGCACCAAACCCACCCUCCUUCACGCCCCUUCUCCUCAGCGUACCAAUCGCUUCUUCGAGUGCCACCACUGAUCGUCGCGAUGGCGCUCGCCUGGGCAACUUGUGGGGAUCAUAGCGGGGGCGCCAUGGCCCCCCCAGUGGCCCCUCGGCAAUUGGUGACCUGGCGGAAGGGGAAGCUGGAGCUGCCGGCCAGCGGACAGGUGCAAAUCGAAGUCGCAUCCCGAUCUGCCCAUCGCAGGUGUGGGUUGGAAUUGGGUUCAAAAGCGAAAAGCAACACGGAAACGUCAACGGCUCGCCGAGUGCAGACUCCAGAAAGUCAUUCCUGGGUCCAAGGGGGUUGGGCGUCCAUUGCGCUGGAACACUAUGCACCCACUGCACUGUUCCUUGACCGAGCACCUUUUCAGGCCCACAGCCAGCCAGCAAGUCAUUGCUGGCAUCGUGUUUCGCAAGACAGCUGGGGACAACAGUCCAAGUCAUGAGUGUCUCGGCUGCACAACACCGCUCCCGGGCCAAUGACGGGACAGAGGAAGCGAGCAGGGGCAGAGGGAGGUCGUCUGCUUGCUUGGCUCUCGGGUCUUUCAACGGCCGAUUACGAAGUACAC
Messenger RNA from Chaetomium fimeti, 690 nucleotides. RefSeq lists its product as uncharacterized. The transcript has 2 exons. Lineage: Eukaryota; Fungi; Ascomycota; Sordariomycetes; Sordariales; Chaetomiaceae. The record is from RefSeq and is a predicted model, not a curated record. Bases 52 to 567 code for a protein of 171 amino acids.